CGACAUCUUCGUCAUCACUCGGAUACCAUCCUGGGUCUUCAUAUGUCUGAACGCGAGGGGGCAAUGGGGACGGCUCCCUAUGGACAACCUGUGGAUGAUGGCGGACACCGGUCUUUGUCAAUGCCAUCUUUAUUUCAGGGUCAGUGUGAGGGUUCAUGUAUUCUUUCAACUUGGCUAAUCUAUACAGUAUGGUGAAGUAAAGAUGAGGACAAUCAAGGAUCCAAAGAAGAAGCCUGAAAUAAGGCGACGGGGUGAGGCUGUGCCAAACACACGGGCUGAGGCAGUUCUAAACACAGUACCAGUUGAGGAGGACCAAGCAACUAAGUGUACACCUCCGAAAAAGCGAAAAACUACGAAAUCUCAAAAAGAUGAUAGCUUUAACGAGUCAGGUAGUGUUGUCGACAACCAAAGUGAUAUUGUAUCUGAGCGUAGCAGUGUUAUAGGUGAUGAUGAUAUUUCUGACAUUUCUUCGUAUAAAGGUACUCCACCAAAGAAAAGAAAUUACAACAGAAUAGUUGAAAAAAGCCCUGAAACUAACAUAGAAUUGAAUAACGAUGUUCAUAUAUCUCCUGCCGAAACAAUAAAAAUUAAAGAUUCACUGAAAUUAUCGCUAGAGAUGAAAUCGCCCCAAGAUAAGAAAACCACACCAGAAAAGAAAACGAAACCAAGAAAGAAAAACAAAUCUGGUGACUCUGUAUUGAGCGAUAUUCAUAGCAGUACACCCAAUGAUAUAACCCAGAAAAAGUCCCCUAAAUCUAAAAAACCUGUAAAGCAAAAGACAGAUUCUUCUGAGCCAAUAAGAAAUGGAGAAAUAAGUAUCACUGAAAAGAAGAAACCUGGACCUAGAAGAAAAGUAAAAUCAGAUGAUAUUGAGGAAAGUGUUCCUAAAAAGACUACUGGUAGAAAAAGAAAACUCUCAGGACCUCAGGGAGAACCUAAUGAUAAAACAGAAACAAAUGCUGUUAAAGAAUCAGGGAAGAAGACAACACCAACCAAGAGAUCAAAGAAACCAGUUUCAAAAACUAUAGACAAUGCUAAAAAGGAAGAGGAAAAACUUGUUGAAAAUUGUAAAACAAAACCUAAACGAGUGAGACCAAAGAAGGCCACGGCUAAACAAGUAAAUAAGGAGUUGGAAGAGAUUGCUGAAUCUAAGAAAAAGGAAGAGACUUCUAGGUUAGUGACUAAGGAUGAAGAAAAAGAUGAGAUUGCAGAAAAGCCAUCAGAUGAACCAAAUGACAACAUAACAGGUAUUAAAGAAUCAGUAAAAAGCAAUCAUCGCAUGCUUGAUUUAGAAACAGACAAUGAGCAGUCGGAUGUUGGAUCUGAGUUAGAAACAAGUUUUGAAAGUGUGAACAGUCACAGGACGGAUGGAGAUUCAGUACGAAAUAAGCCAGUAGAUAAUGACGAUGAAAAUGAUGAAGAGGAUGAGGAGGAUCAUGAUGAAAAUGAUGAGAAAAUGGGUGAUGAAAAGUAUGUAGAACAGAAAAUAAAGUGUGAGCAUUGUGGCUAUGUUUCUCGAAGUAAAGGUGGUCACACAAGGCAUUUACGAAAAUGUAAACCAGAGGAUUUAGGCUUGGAACCAGACACGUCAGCCAGGCCGAAAAUUCAUACUUGUGAACAGUGUGAAUAUUGUGCUCCGAAACGGGUCCUAGUUAUAAACCAUAUGAGGAUACAUGGUAUAUUUCAGUGCAAACGAUGCAAGCAUCGAGCAGACUCUGAAGAUACACUUAAUGAGCAUUCUGCGACAGAACACAAGGACAGAAGUGAUUGUAAGUUUUGUAAAAUGUGUAAUCGUUAUGUAAAAUGUAGCGAUGUUCCAUUAGAAAAACACAUGGAAGAAUGUCAGGGUCGAAUUCCGUUUAAAUGUCCAGAAUGUUCUAAAGAAUUCCAGUACGAGUCUUCGUUAAAGUGUCAUGUAGUUUCUCAUUAUCCGGAUCAACCCAAACUUUUUAGUUGUAAUCAGUGUGACUAUAAAUCGAACUACAAAGCUAAUUUGAAAAAGCACAUCCGUCAUAUUCAUGAACAGAGGGGGGAGAGGAACAUUAAGUGUACAGAGUGUGACAAACUAUUUUUUAGUGAAGACAAUAUGAAACGGCAUUUAAAACUCCAUUCUGAAGAACGGCCGUACAAGUGCCAACAGGAGGAAUGCGACAAAGCAUUUAAAACCGUAAAUGGUCUAAAAACUCACGAGGUCUCGCACCAAACCGACAGGCCUUUUCCAUGUGAGGUGGAGGGCUGUGAGAAAAGCUUCAAAACGAAGCGAAACCUCAUUUCUCAUUUGAACGAGACACACCAAAAUGCUCCGAAGAACUACAAGUGCGAAGAAGAUGGCUGUACAAUGGCUUUCUACAAGAAAUGUCACCUGGAGCGGCAUACAGAUGCUCAUAAAGAUAAUCGCACUCAUUUUUGCACAUACAUAACGUGCACCAAGGCUUUCAGAACUGCAGAGGCGCUAAAAGUCCACGCACUUUUUCACACUGACGAGAAACCACUGAAAUGCAAUCACUGUGAUUAUACAUGUCGCCAGAAAUCAUCCAUCAGGUUUCACAUGAAGAAAAAACAUCCGGAGCUAGUACCACCAGCUGAUCUCAAACCACCAAAAACUGCAAAGUCUUCGGAAAAACGUGCCAGUGCUAAGACUGAUCUGGAUCAAGAUUUAAAAAUUGAUCCAGAUGCAACAAUUAAAGCCGAGGUGAAUGAAAUAGUGACCGAAAACAGGGAAAACCAUUCUCCAGUGAAUAGUGAAAAACCGACUGGUAAAAAUGGUGAAAGCCAUGAACAAACUGAUAUGUCUGAAUAUGCAAUUAAAGAUAAAGAGAGAUUAGUUCAAAAUUCAUUAACAUUACCAUUACCAUUGAAUGAAGAUUUUGAGCAUCCUAUAGCAAUAAGUACACCAAUAAAAAAUGAUGAAAAUGUGCCAUUUAGUAGUAAACAGACUAAUAAAUCUAAAUCAGCCAGUCAAAAGACUUCUGGUACAGAUCCAUCCAAUGAGAUGAAUGAGGGUGUGUCAACAUCGGCCAAUGAAAAGUCUCCUAAGAAAGCAUCAGCCAAUGAGGUGUCGCUUGACAGAGCAGUGCUCAGUGAGCUUCCCCCAAGAAAGGCAAAGAAAACUGACAUGUAUGAAUUCCAAAGUGAGGAAGAAUCAGGAGAUGAAAUGAAACCAGGAUUGUUGCGGAAAGGUUACGACAAAGACAAGCCACCUCUCCCUCGCAUCGAUACCAAUCUACUGCCAGACAUAGAGCUACCUCAAGCUGAAGGUAAACCAAAGAAAGAGGUAGUGGAAAAACCUAAGAAAGAACGCAAAAAACCAGGACCAAAACCUAAACCUAAAGUUGAAAAGCCUGAAAAACCAGAGAAAGAAGUCAAAGAACCUGAAGUUUCUGAUGCUAAAAAGCCUAGAAAAAGAGGUAGAAAAAGGAAAAGUGAGAUAGAACCAGAAGCAGACAAAACUGAGGAAGCAAAUGAAGAUGAAAAGAAGGAGAAAGGUGUUGAUGAAGAGGUGGAAGAGGAGGAGGAAGUGCAAAAAGAAACUGGUAAAAAGGCUGAGAAGAAGAAAACUGGAAAACGAGGAAGAUCUCCCAAAGGAAAGAGAGGAAAGUCUCCAAAAAAUAUUAAAGUUGAUGAUGAUGAUGAUGACGAUGAUGAUGAUGAGGAAGAGGGGAUGCCUGUUAAGAAGAAGAGAGGAAGGAAGCCUAAGAAAGAUAAUUCUGGGAAUACUGGGGAUAAACAGGAGAAAGUGCCGAAGAAAAGAGGGCGUAAAUCUAAAGCUGAGAAACAGGCACUGUUGGAAAAAGACAUUGAGCCGGAAAAUGGUGAUGCUACAAUUAACUAUAGUGAAGUGGAAAGUAGCGAACUCUUUGGGGAUAGUAAGGAUAGUAUUGCUGAUCAGUUUAGAACUGGUAAUGUUUCGGAUAGCAAUACUAAUGUUGUGAAGGAGUUUACUGUUGAAUUAAGUGAGAAGCAAAAUGAGAGUGAAGAAUUGAAGAGUGAAAAUGACGAAAGUGGGUUGAGUAAAGCUAAAAUUCUUGAUAAAAGUGAUGAAAAGCGAACAAGUAGUAGUGAAAGUAGUGACAUUGGGUCAGAUUUUGAUGAAGAUCUGAAACCCCCUCCUGCUCCAAGACCACCCCCUAUGUAUGAUAGUGAAGAUGGUGACAUAGAGUCAGGGCCCGAAAAUGAGGACUUCAAUAUUUCAGCAAUGAGUAACGAGAGAGUUAGAGACUUCGAAUCUUCGAGAGAAAUCUCUCGUGAGAUCUCAAGGGACUUUGAAAGCUCGCGUGAAAUUGAUGAUAGCGUUAAGACUGUGAGUGAUCAUGUUCAUUCUGUCGACACCUCCACACCCAAAGAGCAUAUUCAUAGCGUUGGAACACCCGCAUCGGUUAAUCCGUACAGGAACGAUUCUGUGAAUAACGAACUUGAGCAUAUUCAUAGCGUUGGGACUCCCGCUUCAGUUAAUCCGUAUAGAAACGAUUCUGUUAAUAAUGAACAUGAGCAUAUUCAUAGCGUUGGGACUCCCGCGUCAGUUAAUCCGUAUAGGAACGAUUCUGUUAAUAAUGAAUAUGAUAAUCCAUUAUCUCAUCCAGAUAAUCCAUUAUCACACCCUGAUAAUCCAUUAUCACACCAAGAUAAUCCAUUAUCGCACCAAAGUCACCAUAGCAGUGUUCCGCAUACCCCAUCUCACGUUAGCGUUCCUACUACACCCGCCACACAUGAAUACCAAGAAUCUCGCAGCAUUGAACCUCGAAGCAUUGAACCACGUCAAACCACCGACCGUAUUAUAAAAAAUCCAGUCCAGGGACAAACUAAUGAUGAAAACACAGAUGAAAGUUCAAUGCCUGAAGUUGAUAAGGAUUAUGUUGGUAGAUUCUUUGAAGAAAUACAGUGUAACUCAGUACCUGAGAUUACCAGAAUGAAUAGCGUUGAGGAAAGUAAGACCCCAGGUAAAAUCGUGGAGAAUCCACAAAGUGACAGCGGAGUACCAUCAUCGCUCAAUUCAAAUCAGACUGACUCAAGCCUUCAGAUGCAAUCUCCGCCCGCUGACCUGUCAAUCAAACGCAUGGAGAUGAUGUCGCCAGAAAGAGUACCGCCAGAUUAUGUACCAAGAAGCGAGAGCGCACAUAAUCGUUCCUCAGACAGAAUCCAGGGUGUGCCGUCGUAUGAUUCGCAAUUUACUUCACAAAAUCCUCUAGAGCCUUAUAAUCCACCUUUAGUAGCUCCUACUAGGGAGACUAUUCUUCGACAACCAGAAUCAAACAAGCCGCCGAGUCCUUCAAAUCCUGCCACUAACUUUAUGAGGUUCGCAGAGACACAACGGCUUCCCACACCAUAUGAUCGCAAUCUUCAAAACUUACACAGAAUUGCUGAAGGGCCUCUGCCUCAGCAUAAUAGCUCCUCCCCACUAUUAAGGCCAGUACCAGGUAGGGACGACGUAUUUCCGGGAGCAACAGGAGUUGCGGGAUCAAUGGCAAGAAAUCCUUUCCAUAGUUCAUGGGCUGGACAAGAUGUGCGGCCGGCGCAUUGGGCUCAUCCAACCUACCUUCAGCAACAACCGGGUUCGACAUCUUCCUCAUUGUUCGGUAAAGACACAUACCUACCUGGACGGGAGUUUAUGUUUGAUCCAUCUAGGGCGGCUGAGCGGAAUAUGUUCACGGGAUUAGCUGCCCCACCCUCCCACACUCAGAGGCCGGAGAUACCCCAUGACACUUUCCAGUUUGAUAGGUUUGACCUGGGAAGCUAUUUCCCACCAUCUUUACCAGUGGAUUAUACCCGUAGCGCCCAUAGUACCAGUCAGAAAACACUAGACGAACGAUACAGGCAGACUGGUUCAAGUGUUUCGGAUUAUCGUACUUUACCACCAACCUCAACAGGGUCGGACAUGUUCGGUGUAAAUAGUUCAUUCAAUUUGGAGAAAUUUUAUUCUAGUGACAAAUUCUAUUCACGCGAUCCCAUGUAUCAUACACAGCAUAUCUCAGACAAUGCCGCUAAUCCGUUUUUACCUGGAAUGCCAUCCCAGCAUUCAAUGUUUGGUAGAGAAUAUGCGGCAGCCCAUCGUGGUUUCUACCCGCAGAAUCCUGGCUAUCCAUUCAUGAAUAUGAACGAUAAGAACUAUUCUGCUGCUGCUGCAUCGUCAAAGUUGGCAGCGCAUUCUACAAAUCCUGUCAGCCAGCAGCGGGACUUAAUGUCCGUUCCACGUCCAAACGUAGGAUCUGCGGAAUCACAGCUACAAGACCCAUACAGGCAUCAUAGCUCUAUGUUGUAUAACAUGAUGAACAAAUACUUUUGAAAUCAAUGUGCUUUAGUAAUGCAGCUAUAUAUGUAAAAAAUAACUGUAACCUUGUGUUUUAAGGCUGACCUAAAAAAAAGGUUUGUUUCUGGUUACAUGCUCAAAAAGAUUAUGGUCGGUAGGUGUUGUUUUUUUUGUGUAUUUUUGAUAUAUAAGGCAUAUUAAAUUGCUGACAAAGGGCAUUUUUAAUUGUCAUAUGGAAAAAAGAACUGCUGCACUGUCUGAUGCUGAAAAACAAUCUUGUUGUGAAAUUAGCAAAUGCCAUAUUUGGUCGAAUUCGGUAACCAAGAACAAACCUAUUUUUUAUGCCUCUGUAGUUGGUUGUUAUAUUGAUGACUUAUCAAGUUGAGCAUUUAUGUUCAUAAGUAUUAAGCAAAUACUUAAGUAUCGCUGUUAGUGUUUUGUUAAAAAAACUUGUUUGUUUUUCUUACUCAAUAUAUUGAACAAAUUUAUGUAUUCAAUGUGUGUGAUUGUGAAAUUUGUUAAUUUUGAUUAGGGAAUGUAACUCUCUUCAAGCCUAUUGUGUAAAGCUUGUUUGGAUUAUCUCCCUUGAAUUAAAAACCAUAACGCACCAAACAUGCCUAGCAAAAGGCAUAAAAAGUCAUGUUUUACUAAAAAGUAUAUUGAAAGAAUGUUUGGAUAUUGGUCCAAAAUCUUUUACCAUGGUCAGUAAAGUGUGAUCUCAGUGAUUUUAAUAGAAGUACGUUUUUUUUGUGAGAAAAUAGAGAGAUUGUGAAUCACUACUUGUACGAGUUUGAGUGAUCUACUAUAUAAGGGUUACGUCCUCAUAGUUUGUGUACACUAAACAACUCUAAAAUGGCAUUUAAAAAACCCCACAAGGGAAGUGACUUUUAAUUGUCAGCUUACAUUGAAAAGAGAAUUUUGCAAACUAUUUUUUAACUGAGCUGCAACUUACAUUUGUAUAUGUUUAGCUACACAUACAAGGUCACGUACACAGUGUGGUUUGCAAUCUGUUCUCAAUCUGUGUAUGUGUAGCUACACUUACAAGGUGUGUAUAUGACUGUAGCUACACUUACAAGUAGACGUGCACAUUGUGGUUCACAAUCUGUGUAUAUGUAGCUACACUUAUAAGGAGACAUACGCAUAGUGGUUCACGAUCUGUGUAUGUGUAGCUACACUUGCAAGGAGACAUACACAUAGUGGUUCACAAUCUGUGUAUAUGUAGCUACACUUGCAAGGAGACAUACACAUUGUGGUUCACGAUCUGUGUAUGUGUAGCUACACUUAUAAGGAGACAUACACAUUGUGGUUCACGAUCUGUGUAUGUGUAGCUACACUUGCAAGGAGACAUACACAUAGUGGUUCACAAUCUUUGUAUAUGUAGCUACACUUGCAAGGAGACGUACACAUUGUGGUUCACAAUCUGUGUAUAUGUAGCUACACUUACAAGGAGACGUACACAUUGUGGGUACAAUCUUUGUAUGUGUAGCUACACUUGCAAGGAGACAUACACAUAGUGGUUCACGAUCUGUUUAAGUUUAGCCACACAAACAAGGUCACUGUGUUUUGUAAUCUCUCUUAUAUUUGUCUGUCAUACAAACUGUCCUAUAUAUAUGUACUGUAUAUAUAUAUAAUAAAUGUAAACUUACAUGUACUAAUACACGAGACUGAAAACGAAACAACACUUGUCAAAUUUAUAAGUAUUGUUACUUGUUUUGAAUGUUAAACUAUAAGUGUAAAUUUAUAAGCAAUACGAACAAAAAGUACCGCAUCAGUACUUAAGUGUUUUUGUUUUAAGUGUGCAAGUGUUAUAAAAGAAACAUUUUGUAGUUAAUUGUACAGUGUAAAUUAGGUUAGAAAUUUUUGUGCAGACAAAAAUGUAUUAUUAACAGAACAAAGUAUUUUUUGUUACAUUUAAAUAUGUUACCUGGUGCAAGUGUGUUUUAUGAAUAAUUAGAUUUCUGUUGUAAAUAAAUAUGUUUGUUUUACCAAAGUUGUACAUUAAAAUGCCAUAUAAUUGUUAAUAAUGCUGCUUUUCAUGUGAAUCUGUUUUUUAUUACUACAAAAUAUAUAAAAGUGUAGAGCGCUACGUUGAUGUUUUUACUUGUACAAAUUUUAUAAUGAAACCAUUUUAGUGUUGUAACAAUUUUAUUGGCAUAUUUUUAUCGAUCAAACUCUGAAUAUACAUGUUUUAUAAAUGAGUUUAUUUAUUUAAUUAUGUUAUUGCUUAAACCACUUUGUAAAUUUGUUCUCCUGUUUCGGUUGUAAAGAAAUAAAUGCAUCCAUAUCGUAAUGUUCUUCGAUAUUGUUGAUUUUAUCAUGAUUGACGAUGUUCGUGUUGUUUAAAUUCAUGUUUAAGACAAAAAUAUUUAUCACAUCUUGUUGUGUAUUAUUAUAUUGUGUAUUGUAUAUAAUUAUUUUACAAAAAAAUCUGAAAAAAUUCAAGACACUUUUUAUGAUCUUUUACUGUUACUUACAUAAUUCUUUCUCAUUAAAUGUGUGCCAAAAAAUGAGGGCAAUUCAAGAAAACCAGGUCCCAGUUUCAAUAACGAUCAUAAGGUUUCAUAUCGAAUAUAUGCAGGCUUAACUCUGUCUAUGGCACAAACUGCUUUUCAGUAAGAGUAUUGUUAGGACAUUUAUCGCAAAGAUUCUUUCUCUUACUUUAUGGGUGUCAACAGGCACUCUUUAGCAGCGUAAAGCUUAUGACUUAGAUAUCUUAUUAAAAUGGGGUCCUGUUUUGUAUUUAAUGAUUAAGGUUGUGUACUGUUUCUUUUAAAGAAAAAAGUCUGGGUAUUGUGGUAGCCUUCGUCUUGUCGUUGUCAUCUUGAUGCAAAAAGUUGAAGCUGAGCCAUAUUCUCUAAUAUGAGCCAUUAUACUCUAAUUUGAAUGAAACUUGGUACACAUGUUUCCAGAGACAAUAUGCAUAUGUGUAGUAAGGCCAUUAACUCUUGCUUUAAUAAUUGUCAAGUUACAACCCUUGUUUGACUAAAGAAUCACAACAUAUUAACGUUUGCAUUCACUCCGUAGCACUCUUGUUGGAACAACUCGAUGAAUGUUUAAUUAAUCAUUGCCAGAUUUCAUCAACCAGCUUAUCAUACAUACUUUGGAUUCAAAUGUAAAGGGACAGGUAUUAUAUAAGAAAAUCUAUGACUGAUUUUUGAUUCUUUACAUAAAAUGGUUGUAUUUUUAAAAAAUGGUCCGAUUGUUCAGAGCUUUGUUGAAGUAAACAUCAUCGUUGUUUCCUUUCAAAUACUGCUCAGGAAAUUUAACAGAUACACUUGUGAUCUGCAGUAGGUCUAACAAUAUUUGAGACAACUGUUUUAGCAGUACUUGUAUCUCAUUAUUUGAGCAUAUCAUCAAGUAUUUAAAAGUUAACAACAAUGUCAUUAACCAUGUUGUUAACUUUAUAAAAGUUAUGUACAAUCGACUCAUAGUUUGACUGCUAAUUUUAAAAGACAGUUUAUUUGAACAAUUUGACAAUGUGACACUUAAUAUUGAAGUUAUAUUAUACAUCUUAAGAGACAUUUUCAGACAUUCAUUCAUAAGAGGGCCUGGGUGUUUGUAUUUUUUUUAUUGAAAUAAUUUUGAACUGGUUAUCUUGACGGAUACACAUAUUUUAAAAUUCUCAUUCGGCUAAGUACAUCUUAAAAGAUCAUAAAAUCUGUGUUUAACCACAUAUGGGUAAAAGUUAUUUUUGUGAACUUACAUACAUCUUUAUUCUAUGUCUAUUUAGUUAUUGUAAACAAAUUUCAAAAUUUCUUAAGUUCUUUUGUCAACUUCAAAAGGGUGAAAGACUGUGAUAAAGCUGUUACUACAUACAGUCUCUACUAUGUAUCCAAAUUUUUAGCUGGUCUGUUCAAAGGUAAAAAAAAAACCAAUUGUUAAAAACUUUGUUAAAGUUAACAAAAUUGUUAACAUUAUCAUUGUUAACCUGUAAGUCGUUUUUGUACUAUUUGUAUCAACCUUUGACAGCGCUGUUUAAGCUGGACAUGUUUUAUUCCUAUUAAGCACAUUAUCAACUAUUUGACGUUUCAAAGUUAACAUCGAUGUCGUUAAUUACUUUGUUAACUUUAACAAAUUUCUGGACAAUUGGCCUAUUUCGUUUCCGAUUUCUUGACAUACUUUAAACCGUUACCCAAUCAUAAUGAUUUAAUUGCAAUCUCUCUUUGUUUCCCAACCUUUCCUAAACCCUUACCCAAACAUAAUUUCCUUAAUUGCAAUCUUUCAUUGUUUCAAGUUUUUGGUAGUUUUUUAUUCGAAAAGACACCUACCAGUAUAUAUUUAGUUAAGUGAUCUAGUUAACGUUAACCUAGACCAAAUGGCACUAUUUUGAACUGCGCUUAACUAAAAUAAGUCCAAACCUUCCUGGUAACCCUAUAAACUUUGAAAUUGGAAACAACAAAAUAUUAAUUUUUGGCUAUACAGAUUUCCAAGAUUCCUUUAUCCUAAAAUCAGAAUUACUUUUGAAAUAAAACAGUCUGAGGAAUUCUGAUUUUCAAGCACAAGUCUGAAUUUCUUUCUUCGUUAAAACAUUAACAACCAGCGUUUGUCUUGCCUUUUGAGAGCAUCAGCUUUUGUCAGACAUUGUUUCUUGAUUCAUUAAAAUAUAAGUUUAAAGACCUUCAUUUGAUUCUCCUAAUUAAAAAAUGAUCUCAGUUUUAUUCAAUCUCGGUGCCUGACCAUUGUUGUUCAGCGUCAAUGGAAAUCUGAACAUGUUCUACUUCCAUGAUCAUGCUGGAAGCAAAGUACUCUUGUAACAGUUCUUGUGAAUGGCUUAAAAUCUGUUUCAGCCUAUUUGCAAACCGGUAUCAAUGAUAUUGAAAUUAACAUCAAAGUAUGCAAUCGUUAAAAAAGCGAAAUGGAGCUUUUUGGUAAAGGCUUAUUACCAUAUUCUGCUCACACUUGUGUGUACCCAUACAAUAAGUGUUUCACAAACUCCCUAUUAUUAUUGUAUUCAAGUAAACAUAGGUGGGAGAUCGUGUUGUUAAACCUUUAAAUGAUAAAGAAUGUAAAAAUAUUUGAUCUGCUAUUUUGUUUGUCUGGAAAAAGUUGAGAUGUUGUCAUAGCUUUUGGUGUUGUUGUCGGCAGCGCACAAAAGCUUAAACCUUAGCCAUGAAUAAAAAAUGUUUGAGAUAUUAAUAUGAAAUUUGGUAAACAUGUUCAAGAGACAAUGGGCCGAGGGACAGUAUUCAAUAUUAUUCUUAUCCUUAGAUACGCAUCAGUGAUUCCAUUCAAUCUAUUGGCUAGCUAUUUUUACAGUCCAAUCAAAUGCUUGGAUUUUACUAUUAAACUUAAGUUUAAGAAACAGAUGAGC
Messenger RNA from Mya arenaria, 11555 nucleotides. Its product is annotated as titin homolog. The record is from RefSeq and is a predicted model, not a curated record. Gene Ontology annotation, cellular component: nucleus. Gene Ontology annotation, biological process: regulation of transcription by RNA polymerase II. The transcript has 4 exons. NCBI's taxonomy places the organism in Eukaryota, Metazoa, Mollusca, Bivalvia, Myida, Myidae. The coding region runs from base 203 to 6280 and encodes 2025 amino acids.